Molecule: messenger RNA, 2853 nt
Organism: Mercenaria mercenaria
Lineage: Eukaryota; Metazoa; Mollusca; Bivalvia; Venerida; Veneridae
Exons: 4
Coding region: 33-596 (187 amino acids)
Source: RefSeq, a predicted model, not a curated record
AAAACCCGCGAAUAGUCAAAAACGAAAGUAGGAUGGGUACAAGGUGUGUUGUUUGGUGUCAAGUAACAUUUGGUAUUCUGGUUCCUUGGUGCCUCCAGAUGAUUGGAGUAUUUAGUCCCUAUUGGUUGAUAGAAAAUGGUGUCUCUAAAGGUCUGUUCUACCAGAGACUUGCUGACGGUUCGCCGCAUUUAGAAGUACUAGAUCAGGCAACCUUGGGUUUACAGACCACCUCGGUAAUUCUACUGCUGUUUUGUGCCAUAUCAUGCUGUAUUACCGCCGGCAUAUACGGUCCCGACGAGGACGGCGAUAUUGAUAAUGCGUACCGCUCCUGUAACACGAUCAACUGUUGCUGCUUUUUUUGUAACCUUGGGUUCUAUGUUAUAGCAAGUAUACUAAUGUUAUCAGGUUGUUGGAGAUUUGGUUCCCAGUUCCCGAUGGAAAAUAUUGGCGUAUCAUUCUAUCUGUGCCUGUCAUCCUUUUUACUUAUUUGGUUAAUGAUUUUUAUAUUUAUUUGUGAUCAAGUGUGUAAAAAGAAACGUGAUGACGGUGUUUACCAUACACUAACGCAAAAAAUCUACGAGGAUGCAUGGGACUAGAUUUAAAGCAUUAAAUAACAGUGACAAGAAUUCCAUAGAAUUUCAGAAAAUCUUCAAUAAAUCUUCCGAUCUCGUAUCACAGUUAAAGCCUACAGAAAGAUAUGCAGAUGUAUCAAAAUACGUACAAGGAGUUAGUAAAUAGUUUUAUAUACUUCAAACAUAUCUGCAGCAAUAUAUAUCCGGCCUCUUUGCUGAUUUUUGCUUCUAAAUAUCGAACUGUGUAAUCAUUUAAUUCCGUGUACGACACAUGCCUUGGUUUUGUAGAUUCAAAAUUUCAAAGAAAAAAAUGCUAUCUGAUAUUUUGUUUAAUUAGAUUUAAUAUGGAGUAUUGAUGCAACAUCUGGAUCCACAAAAUCUAAAGUGAAUUCUCUAAGAAUAAUAUUUGUCUGCCUUAAAGACCCACAACAGAAUAGCUACUCCUGUGUUUACAUAAUGCUAGUUAUGCAUGAGUUGUAUUAAAAAAGAGAAUAACCAGUAUCCAGUUACAAACUCACAGUGAUAUAUAAUAGUACGAUGUGUUUAAUGUCUAAACAUUAAUGUUGCAGUAUGCACAAUACUUGAUGUAUAUAGAUAUAUUUAGACCACCUUUUUUCUACUGUGUAAGAUAGUUAUUUACGUUUUUAAAACUGUACUGAAAAGAGCUUGACUUAAUAACUUUGCAGAUGAAAUUGUGAAAAUAUAUAUUCAUUCAGGAAAGGCCUAAAUUGUCCACCUGUCAUCCUGUUGUAUAGCUCAAUUACUAAAGUAUACCCGUAUUAUCAGAAUGACUUUCAUGAAAUUCAUGUGUUUGGGGGAAGGAAGUAUUUUACUAAGUUGUGGUGGGUCUUUAAGUGUACUUUCUUUCUACAGAACAGUUUUAAGUACACUUAGUUCAUAAAGGUUCUGUAUGUCGGUCAAGGUCACCCCUUAAGGUCUUGGAAACUACCGUACUAGUAACAAGCUAGAUACCGGCUAUCGUGUUGAUCUAUUUGCAAAUUCUUCCUGCGACACGGGCAGACUUAUAGAAGCAAAUCAUAUGUUCAAUCUUUUUAUAUCUUGCGGUUUGCAGUGUGGUAAAUGACAGCAUAAUACUGUAACUGAUUGAACAGUUCUCAUGUUGAUAAGAUGGAAUUCUUUUUAACUGAUUCCUAUCCUUCAUUCAUCACAAUGGAAAAAUUCAAAAUAUUUUUCUUUUAAGACUUUUGGAUACAGUGAAACCUCUCUAAACGAGAACCUGUGUCGUAAUAUUAUGUCAGAAAAUCAACACCUUGGAAAUUGAUCUAUUUUUAACUUCGGUAUUAAGGCCAAAAGAUACCACACCGAAAAUGUUAGUUUCUUACAUUCCGUAUAUCUGUAACCUUUUUACUAGCCUGUGAAGCCGUUGAUAAUAUUUGUGCUUUGUCAGAAGAAAUAAUACAUAAUAUCUAUGCAUUAAAGACCCGACUUAAUUUGCGCUAAUUAGUGUUUAUUGGCAUUCAUCGAGUUUCUGAUAUUAUCAACUUGUCAAUUUGCAGGUAGAAAAAAAGUUAGAAAUUGUCAGACUGGAUUCCCAGGCUACCUUUUUACUAGUAUGCCUCUCUUUUCGUUCAAGCGGGGGUAUUUGCUUUGCAUCUGCCGGCCGCGUUGGUUGGUCCGUCUGUCUGUAGAAAGAACUGUUUCCGAACCACUUGACCAAGAACCUUCAAACUUGGUAGCAGCAUCGGACUUACGAAUUAGAUGACUCCUAUUAUUUUUGGGUCAGUAGGUCAAAGGUCAAGGUCACAGUGGCCUGAAACUUGGAAACGGUUUCCGCCCAAUAAAUUGAAAACAAUAUAACUUAGAACCUUCAUACUUUAAAGCGUGAUUGGGCUCAUAAAGUAAAUGACUCUUAUUGUUUUGGGGUUGAAUAGGUCAGGGUCACAAGGACCUGAACAUAGAAAACGGUUUCCCGAUUUCUUGGACUGAAAAUGGGACAAGCCAUCAUGAGGUAGGGGGAGUGGGCAUAUGUGUGUGACAGAGCUGUUGUUGUUGUUUUUUAUAAAAUAGUUUUAACACCUGUUCUUAUGUUGUUGCCCUCAUUAGAAUGUGUGAUUUUUUAUAUAAAAAAACACCUUAAAAUGACACCCCAAGGCUGGUCGGUAUAAAGGAGUUGCAGUUGUACCAUUCCAGUUAGCAUAUAUGUAGCUUGGAUAAAUUUCAUUUGUGAUAUAUCAUUUUAUAUAACUUUUUUGAUAGUUUUAAUAUUUGUGCGUUUUAUCUAAUUGUAUUAUAUAUUUUGUAUAAAAUGUAGAAAAAUAGA